Molecule: messenger RNA, 2615 nt
Organism: Coccinella septempunctata (seven-spotted ladybird)
Lineage: Eukaryota; Metazoa; Arthropoda; Insecta; Coleoptera; Coccinellidae
Gene: eRF3
Product: eukaryotic peptide chain release factor GTP-binding subunit ERF3A
Exons: 8
Coding region: 82-1818 (578 amino acids)
Biological process (GO): translation
Cellular component (GO): translation release factor complex
Molecular function (GO): GTP binding; translation release factor activity; GTPase activity
Source: RefSeq, a predicted model, not a curated record
CGCGUAUUUGCAACAGCUCUAGAACUUUUUUAUUUUUGUGAAGUGAAUAUCGAACUGAUUUUUAGUUAAAUUUACCGCAAGAUGUCGAAUAACGCAGCUCCAGAGAGUUGGGAAUCGCAGGCAGAUUCCAUAUCACCUAAUAACUCUCCUAGUCAAGAUGCAGAUGUGACUCCAAAGUUUUCCACGUUGAACGUGAAUGCAGUAGAAUUUGUGCCUUCGUUUGCUUUUUCUAAAUCGCCAGCUGAAAAACAGGAUGAAUCUCCUUCAUCUAAUGCCUCCGAAGCUUCCCCAGAACACCUUAUCCUUAAUGGAACAAAUGUGGAAUCCAGCGAACAGGUGGAAGUUAAGAAUCCACCAAUCAUUCCACCCGCUGAUGGAGAUGCAUCUCCUGGAGAUGGUGGAACCUGGGAAGACGUUGCAGAAGAUGAUCCUAUCAUCACUCCAGAUGGAGAUGAGGAAGAGCCAUCUUCAGAGGAGGCACCAAUAAAGAUUCCUAAGAAAAAAAUCAUCAAGCAAGAAGUUGUAGGAGAGAAGAAAGAACACGUAAAUGUGGUGUUCAUUGGACAUGUCGAUGCUGGAAAAUCGACAAUCGGUGGGCAAAUCAUGGCCUUGACUGGAAUGGUUGAUAAAAGAACAUUGGAGAAAUAUGAACGAGAAGCAAGAGAAAAGAGUAGGGAGUCUUGGUACUUAUCAUGGGCAUUGGACACAAAUCAGGAAGAAAGAGACAAGGGCAAAACUGUUGAGGUAGGUAGAGCCUUCUUUGAGACUGACAAGAAGCAUUUCACCAUAUUGGACGCCCCUGGUCAUAAAAGUUUCGUACCUAACAUGAUUGGCGGUGCAGCUCAGGCAGACCUGGCGGUUCUAGUCAUAUCGGCCAGAAAGGGCGAAUUCGAAACUGGUUUCGACAGGGGGGGACAGACCAGAGAACACGCAAUGUUAGCAAAAACGGCCGGCGUUAAGUAUUUAGUAGUAUUGGUUAAUAAAAUGGACGAUCCUACUGUCAACUGGGACGAAACAAGAUACAACGAAUGCAGGGACAAGAUACUCCCCUACUUGAGAAAAUUAGGUUUUAAUCACAAUAAAGACUUGUUCUUUUUGCCUUGCUCAGGUCAGACAGGACAAGGGUUGAAGGAACAGACUGACGAGAAAUUGUGCCCGUGGUAUAGGGGCCCCGCUUUUAUUCCAUUCAUCGAUAGUUUGCCCUCGCUCAACAGAAAAAAUGAUGGUCCCUUCAUCAUGCCAAUUGUAGAUAAAUAUAAGGAUAUGGGAACGGUUCUAAUGGGAAAAGUCGAAUCUGGUGAAUGUAGAAAAGGACAAAGUAUGGUCAUCAUGCCAAACAGGACGCCUGUCACUGUUGAUAUGUUGCUUUCGGACGAUGACGAGGUAAACAGGGUGGUGCCCGGCGAAAAUGUGAAGAUCAAAGUGAAAGGAGUGGAAGAAGAAGAUGUUAGUCCCGGCUUUGUUCUGUGCGACGCUAUCAAUCCGAUACAUACCGGAAGGGUGUUUGAUGCUCAAUUGGUUAUACUUGAACACAAAUCGAUCAUUUGUGCAGGUUAUAGUGCUGUCAUGCAUAUUCACUGUGCUGCAGAGGAAGUCACCGUCAAAGCCUUAAUAUGUUUGGUAGAUAAAAAAACAGGUGAAAAGAGUAAAACUAGGCCGAGAUUUGUCAAACAAGACCAAGUAGCUAUCAUGAGAAUAGAGUGUGCCGGUGUUAUUUGCUUAGAACCUUUCAAAUCAAUGCCUCAGAUGGGUAGAUUCACUCUAAGAGAUGAAAAUAAAACAAUUGCCAUUGGCAAAGUCCUAAAACUCGUGGAAUAAGAACUUUUCAUAGUAUAGUUUGUAAAGAUAUUGAAAACUGACAGAAUGUCAUCGAUGCGAGGUUAAAUGUCAAAGCUGGACAUUACACAAUAAUGCUAUAAUUUAAACAGUUCCGUGUUGUCCACCUUUUUCAUAACCUGUUGAAACGGUUGGUGCUGCCAUCUUGUAGCUGAUGUUAAUAUAACGAAUUGUUGUCUAUUAUAUAUUAGCUUUUUAGUACAUAAUUAUGUUCAUCAUUACUUAUAUGGUGUAUUGGUUCAUUUUAGAUUAAUUACAUUUUUCUUUUUUGUAUAUUUUGAUUUGAGUUAUUUAUUUUGAAUCAUUCGCAAUUGUGAAAUUGUGCGAUGUUGACAUCAAUGUUAUUGAUAAUCAAUAUUUUAUUGAAAGAGCAUAUUUUCAAAUUUCUAGUUUUAUACUUUCUGAACAAAUAAAAGGAUAUUUCGACGAAUAUCGAUUCGCUUGAUGAGCGUGAAAAAUGUUUAGCUUUUUAAUCAAUUUAAGGUUGCCUUUGGAUUUGAUUGAAUAAGUUUUUUGUUCAGAAAUUAUAUGACAAAUUUUUUUUUUUAUGCUUACAUUUGAAGAAAAUCAGAUUCAAGUCACACAUGUAAUGAAAAAUAUUUGGGAAAUUGGGAGGUGAAUCACUUUAUUGUAAAUCAUUGAUUUCACCGCAGUUCCUAAGGGGAGAAAAUAGUGUGAAAACUUUCAUAAAAAAUUUGAAGGUAAUAUGAAUGCAGCGAUAUGUUUUGAAACUCGAUACAAAUAUAAGGGGUGCUGACUUACCCAGUACAUUUUUCUUA